UUCGGAAAUCGAAUAACUACGACUUCCCACCUUCAUCGAAUGCAACAACAGUUCCCAACCGGAAGUGACACAAAGUUCCCCCACUGGGUUGAUUUGGAAACUUAUUUUGCAAGCAGUCCGAGUGACCGAACAUCUAAAACAACGCUCUUUAUCAACUGCACAUCGAGCACAUCUGUAGCUAUGGAUUUCUGUGUUGUAACUAUGCUGUACUACUUAAUAUUACUUUAUAUAUCCAUUCACUUGCUGGCAUUCUUUUUCACCGAUGCAGAUUUCACGUUGCUGUGGGCAAGUCUGCUCGGACGCAAAUCAGAGGUGAAGUUGAAGGGUCAGGUGGUGUGGGUCACCGGAGCAUCCAGUGGCAUCGGAGAGGAGCUGGCCUACCAGCUGGCUCGGUGUGGCUCGCGCCUCAUUUUAUCUGCCCGCCGUGAGGAUGAGCUAAGGAGGGUGAAACGCCAGUGCUUAGAGUCCUCGAGUCUGAAGGAUGAGGAUAUUCUUGUUCUUCCGCUGGAUUUGUUGGAGAGGACAACUCAUGAGGCCAAAACCCAAGCUGCAAUUGAGUACUUUGGACAUAUUGACAUCCUGGUAAACAACGGAGGCCGAAGCCAGCGUUCUUUGUUCUUGGACACAAGCGUUGAUGUGUACCAAGCUUUGAUGGAGCUCAACUUCCUGGGCACCGUGUCCCUCACCAAGCAGGUGCUGCCUCACAUGACGCAGCGCGGCACCGGCAGCAUCGUGACUGUCAGCAGCGUGCUGGGCCUUGCCGGGGCGCCCCUGGCGACAGGAUACGCUGCCAGCAAACAUGCUCUUCAGGGCUUUUUUAAUUCCCUUCGGACCGAGCUCUAUCACUAUCCAAAUAUCCUCAUCAGCACAGUGUGUCCAGGCCCUGUGCAAUCAUUCAUAGCACAAAAUGCCUUCACUGAAGAUCUGCACAAGCCUGUGACUUCACCUGGUUACCAGGGACACAAGAUGCCCACUCGUCGCUGUGCAUCUUUAAUACUGGCGGGGAUUGCCAACAGCGUCAAGGAAAUGUGGAUUGCGCAGCAACCCUUCCUGGCUUUCUACUAUGCCUGGCAGUACACCCCCACAUUCGCUUGGUUCGUCACAAACCUCCUAAGCAAGAAAAGGGUGCAGAAUUUCAAAUCUGGUGUGGAUGCAGACUCCGCCUACUUUACCAAGCCCAAGACCUUAUAAAAAUGUUUUCUGAACCAAUGACUUCA
Molecule: messenger RNA, 1217 nt
Organism: Hippocampus comes (tiger tail seahorse)
Lineage: Eukaryota; Metazoa; Chordata; Actinopteri; Syngnathiformes; Syngnathidae
Gene: dhrs7
Product: dehydrogenase/reductase (SDR family) member 7
Exons: 7
Coding region: 40-1191 (383 amino acids)
Molecular function (GO): oxidoreductase activity
Source: RefSeq, a predicted model, not a curated record